Rodentolepis nana is the source of this 555-nucleotide messenger RNA. The record is from the annotation of a GenBank genome assembly. NCBI's taxonomy places the organism in Eukaryota, Metazoa, Platyhelminthes, Cestoda, Cyclophyllidea, Hymenolepididae.
CUGACCAGUUCUAGAUUUAUUGAUCCAUCCGAAGUACUCUCGGCUGUUGCCAAUGGGAACCAUAAUGGCGCUAGCGUCAAUGGUGGCAAUUUGUAUGCAAAUGGCCACUCGGGAUUAGGCGAAGGUCAAGUGAGUGGAAAUGGAGUUGUUAUUCCUCCGGCUUUGGGAAUUUCCCCACCAGUUUCCUGCCAAUCACCCCUUGCCCGCAGUCCCUCAAAUGUAAAGUUCGCGCAAGUGCAGAACCUGAGGCCCCUUAAUGAACAGCCUUGGUUUCAUCCAAAUUUAACACGAGCUGGUGCCGUAAAGAGACUCCGAUUGGAACCCGAAGGCAGUUUCCUCGUGCGAAACAGCGAAACUAACAAGAAUGAAUAUUCCCUUACGGUCAAACACAAUGGUUACCUACACAUGAGAAUUACCCGAGAUUCUCAAGGCCAGUUUGUGUUGGGGGAAUACGGUCAACCCUAUCCGAGCAUUCCUCACAUGAUCUCUCAUUACGAGCAGACCCCAGUGCCACUCAAAGGUGCUGACUCUGUCACUCUUUGCCAUCCCCGUUGA